AUGAUUAUCAAGAGUGUUGUUGUUAUAGUUUUGACUACAGUUUUAUUUCUUACCACUCCAUAUUUUAAAAAUUUCAUCGGAUUUAACACGAUUUCGGAUUUAGUAGUUCCAAGACCAAUAAAUCAUAAAGAUGUGGCUAGACCAACAAAUCAUGAUCUUACUGAUGAGAUAAUUAAAAGUUUAGACAUUGAAGAGACAAGUUUCAUAUAUCAUAAUUUAGAUAAAUUAUCGAAAUUAAAAGGUAACAAAUGUGAUCAAUGCAAGCAAAGAAUGAAAUUUGCAAAAUCAUUAAUUGAUGAGAACCCAGAUAUGAAACAUUUAAUUACUUUAAUGUUACAUAGAGAUCAUUUACGAGAAGGUAUUUCAACUUAUGACUGGUUCAAAAUAUAUCAAAAUUUCUUUGUUACUACUAAUUCUCAAAACUUUAUUAAAUUGGGUGAUAAUUUAGAAUCUGGAUAUUCUUUAGAAUCAAGUAUAAAUUUCUUUGAUAAUGAUUUUUUAAACCUUAUUAAACAUUUCAAUUUAUCAAGUGAUUUGGAUUUGGAGUAUUAUUGUUAUUUUAGAGAACAUAAAGCAUGUGAAUUACCUAAAACUCCAAAUUUACAAGAGUUGAUCAAUAUUGAAAGCUGGUUUCCUGCUAAAGAUCCAAAAUAUGGUCUUCAACCAAGUUAUAAGAAUAAUAGUGAAAUUUUUAACGUUUUACAUGUUUCUGAUUUUCAUUUACAAUUAAGAUAUCAAGUUGGUAGUGAAGCUAAUUGUACAAAUUUACCAUGUGCAUUACCUGAGUCAUUUAAUGAAUAUUUACCUGAUAAUUAUAACUUCACAACUUAUAAUAAGAAUUUAGAACCUUCAACUAAUCAGUUUGAAUUUUCGUUUUAUCCUAGAGGAAAAUAUGAUAAUUUGAAUUAUACCAAAGGUGAAUAUUUCAAUAUAACACAUUAUUUAGGUUGGGAUUUCCAUAGUUCUCCAGCUACUCCAUUUGGUGCUUAUUUGGCUGAUGCUCCUGAAAUUUUAAUAAAUAGUUCAUUAAUAGACAUGGCAAAGUUACAUAAAGAAAAGAAUUUUGAAAUUUUUUUAUUCACUGGUGAUUUAGUAGAUCAUGAUGGAAUUCAUUGUACUGCAAAUGUAACAAAAUAUGUAGAAACCAGAGUCUUCAAUUUGAUUAAAAAUUAUUUACAUAAUAUGACAAUUAUUCCAAGUUUAGGUAAUCAUGAUUCUUACCCUUAUGGACAAGUAGCACCAUUAGAAUUUGAUGAACAUAAUCAUUAUCAAUAUAAUACUGAAGAAAUUAUAAAGAAUUGGAUUAAUAAUGAAUGGUUUGAUGAAAAAGAUGCAAAUGAUUUAAAAAAGCAUUAUUCUGGUUUUUCAUACAUUACUAAUCGUGGUUUAAAAAUUAUUUCAUUAAAUUCAAAUGCUUAUUUUCGUGAUAAUUUAUGGGCUUAUAUUGAUCAAACUACAAAACCAGAUUUAUUUGGACAAUGGAAAUUUUUAAUUGAUGAAUUGGUCGAAAGUGAAAAGAAUAAUCAAAGAGUUUGGAUAUUAGCUCAUGUACCUCCUAAUACUGAUACAUUACCUAUUCAAUCACAUAUUUUUGCUAGAAUAAUUAAAAGAUUUUCACCUUAUACCAUUGCUCAUUUAUUUUUUGGUCAUACUCAUAGAGAUCAUUUUUCAAUUUUAUAUGAUGUUGAUUCAAUAAAGAUAGCAAAAGAGGAAAAUGUAGUUAAUAUGGCUUAUAUUGCUCAAUCGGUUAGUCCUUUUAAAAACUUUAACCCUUCAUUUAAAUGGUAUGAAGUUGAAACUGAGAGUUUUAAUAUCAGAAAUUCAUAUAAUCAAUUUACGAAACUAAAUGAUACUUUUGUAAACGAUGGUAAUGAACCAAUAUGGGAAUAUGAAUAUUCAGCAAGAGAAUUAUAUGAUCCAAAUCAUGAAUGGCCAAAGAAUGCUCCGUUGAAUGGUACAUUCUGGCAUAGAUUUGUUGUUGAAAUAUUAUUAAAUACUGAUGAUAUUGAAUUUGCUCAGAAGUUUAUAAAUCAUCAGUAUAGAUUAAGUCCAUUGACUCCUAAAUGCGAUAAUAAUAAUAAAUUAUCAAAUGAAUGUUAUAAUGAAAAUAAUUGUUAUUUAAAUUUUCAUUCUGAUGAUGUUAUUAAUUGUUUAAGAUCAAAUUAA
Molecule: messenger RNA, 2166 nt
Organism: Insectozyma verbasci
Lineage: Eukaryota; Fungi; Ascomycota; Pichiomycetes; Serinales; Debaryomycetaceae
Source: the annotation of a GenBank genome assembly